AUGGUGGCAGCUCACCUUUCUACAGUUGAACAACGCUGUACCCAUCUAUUCAGCAUGAAGUAUUUGCCUUGUACCGAACCCUCCCACUGUUCUACCGAUCGACGGUGGCUGAUAGUCGUCCUUCCCCGUACCUGGCUUGGAUCCGAAGAAGAAAAAAAGGGGAAAAAGCAACAAUCUUCCUCUUUUUUUGGUCGGUUCCUGAGAGCAAAAGUUGGUUUUCUUCUUUUGUCACCAGCCAUGAGUUCAACCACGGAUCAGCAGAUUAAGAUGAACAGGUACUCCAACUAUGAAGUCAUCAGUCCUGCUAUAAAAGAAUAA
Trichophyton verrucosum HKI 0517 is the source of this 318-nucleotide messenger RNA. RefSeq lists its product as uncharacterized. The transcript has a single exon. Lineage: Eukaryota; Fungi; Ascomycota; Eurotiomycetes; Onygenales; Arthrodermataceae. The record is from RefSeq and is a predicted model, not a curated record. Bases 1 to 318 code for a protein of 105 amino acids.